AUGACCUCUUCGAAAGCGAUACGCAUUGCCCAGAUGCGGACAGAAUAUCCAGCUGUACUGACGGACGUCAUUCCCAGGCCUGGAGUGAAGCGAAAGCUUUCGUCGUUUGACGCAGCGAGAGCGAAAGUCGCGAAGGCCCGAGUGAAGAAACACGUCACCUUCACACAGGAUACCAUUACCUGGCCCACCCGCAGCAACGCCUGCUUUAAUCGCAACCCGGCGCAGCGCCAGAGUUACCAACCUGGUAGGCAUGCUGCUCCACUUGGGUUGGAGUGGAUUGACACAUCGCGAAUGUCCUCUUCAAUAGCAGAUCUUCUGAACCUGAAGGUAUACACAACCUAUGUCCAGGCUGAAUUUGACGCCUUGGUCGACGACUCGUCUCUCAGACCACCUAGUCGCUAUCAGGGCAUACUAUCCCUUCACCCCGGUAUAGGACCAAUUUCAGCAUUUGCCAACCAGUUCCUGCAGGGGGCGAAAACGGCGCGAGAGGAGAUGCUCGAGAUGAUCAGCGUGGCCGAUGCACUCAUAGUGCUCAUCGGCGAAGACGAUGUGGUGUUGGACCUGCAUCUCUCUGUCUCGGACGAUGUAGAGGACGAGGAUGGUUACGGCGACGAAGAGCUGGAUCAGACAAGGUGGACUUGCUGGUCUGAGUGUGACGAUGAGGCAAAGCCUGACGUUGGUGGAGCAGCUGGUCUAGCUGCCAAAUUCGCUAUUGACGACGAGAAGGCGCGAAAAUGUCGGAAGAUAGCUGGGUAG
This is a messenger RNA of Alternaria hordeiaustralica, 756 nucleotides long. RefSeq lists its product as uncharacterized. NCBI's taxonomy places the organism in Eukaryota, Fungi, Ascomycota, Dothideomycetes, Pleosporales, Pleosporaceae. The transcript has 2 exons. Bases 1 to 756 code for a protein of 251 amino acids. The record is from RefSeq and is a predicted model, not a curated record.